Laetiporus sulphureus 93-53 is the source of this 2457-nucleotide messenger RNA. RefSeq lists its product as uncharacterized. Gene Ontology annotation, cellular component: nucleus. The coding region runs from base 10 to 2316 and encodes 768 amino acids. Lineage: Eukaryota; Fungi; Basidiomycota; Agaricomycetes; Polyporales; Laetiporaceae. Gene Ontology annotation, biological process: rRNA processing. The transcript is spliced from 14 exons. The record is from RefSeq and is a predicted model, not a curated record.
GGCCACACAAUGCCUAAGAGUACAAGGAAGAAAAAGGACAAGGCCGCUGACUUCACAAAAGCGAAGCUCAAGCUCGGCAAGGGCAAGCGGGCACCCUCCAAUGCCGUAGACACUUCCUUCAAAGCUCGCUCUAUUGCGCUUCCCUCUCAGAGCAUCGCGCAUGACAGGGCCUCGGAUGUGCCUACCACCAAGCGGAAGCUCACAUUUGAUGAUCUGAUUGCGUAUUUGAAGCAUUACAAUGCUAGCACUCGAAGAGAUGCAAUUCUCGGCCUGCGGGAACUUCUGGAUUCGCAUCCAGAACUGAUCUUACCGAACCUAACAGUCCUCAUUAACAGUUGCGUGAGAGUCAUAGGCGAUGAGGAUGCAAACAUACGCAAGACCCUGCUCUCGUUCUUCGGUUGGCUCCUCCCCCAAAUUCCCCAUGAAGACCUCGUACCACACACACCCAUCCUUCUUCUCUUUACCACUUCCGCCCAGACUCAUAUUUUCCCCGAAAUUCGCAUUGACGCCAUCCGUUUCCUCGACCUCUUCCUUGAAGUCCUACCUGAGCUUGUCACAGAGGGAUGGCUCCAGCCGAGUAGUCAUGGAAGGAGGGUCUUGGAGGGGUACCUUGGGAUACUGAAUGCUGGAACGACGUUCGGUGAGGGCGGAGACACUGGGCAUAUGCAGGCGACCUCCACAGCAAGCGUAGUUUUGUCCAUGGGGUCUAAACUCAUCGCGCUAAAAUCCUUGUCCUCUUUCCUACAACAUGCGCUCGCUACUUCCUCCAAUGUCACCUCGUUCUCCUCCGACACCCACUCACACACAGCAGCUACUCCUACCUGGUUCCUGGCCCCGUACUUCGCCUCUUUCGAAGCCUUUGACGCCUUCGAUGCUCUCCUCCGGCCAUCAUUUUAUGCCUCAUUCUCAGUGUCGGGUCCGCAUCAACAAGUCUCCGAGACAUGGUCCCCAGAAACUGAUAUGGAAAGCAACUUUGAGAAAUUCCAGGGAACCUAUGAACUGGCAAAGGCCUCGGUUGGGGACUCAUUCGCCCUCCAAGACCUCAUGAAUCUCGACGUCCAAGAUUCCACUCGCUCGCUAGAGGGCUCUAGCGUCAAGGUGUCUUUUGCAGCUCACCUUGCGCGCACGCUUUAUCCGACGCUCACAGCGACCUUCCUGGACUGCGCGCCCGCCGUGUUCUCUCCGAGCGUCGGCCCGCCCGAGACGGAGCUCCAGAUGGUACUCGUCAUCGCGGAGAUCUGCCUAAGCCUGUAUGGCGCGGUCUUGCGCGAGCCUGCGGAGAGUGCGAAAGGGCAGAACGCGGUCGAGGACCUGAAGCUCAUACUCGGGUACUUCGCACCAUAUUUCCCGUUCAUAGUGAGUGGAUCCACGACGGCAAGGCGCGACAUCAAGAUCGAGCAGGUGUAUCAGGACCUCAAUCUCAUCUAUUGCGAACUCACCUCUUUCCUUGUGCUCGCCUCCCCCGAGUCUUCUAACCUGCCCGCCAAGCAACCUAAUCCCCGCCGAAGCAAGCCUUCUAAGCACUUCAUCUCCGCACCCGCGUCGUCCGCCCUGCCUGCCGUGCAGACAUCUCAUGUGCGAACUUACGUCGUCCAGCUUCUUCGGGGUGAGGCCGCCCCCGCCCCGGGGUCGCUCGCCCGCCCGAUCACGCCCGCAGCCUACAGUGCGCUCCUGCCAACGAUUUGGUCUCUAUUAAACAGCCCGCGCAAGUCGGCUAACGAUAACGAUCCCGAUGCAUUGGCAGUUUUGGGGGUGAUGGUUGAGCACGCACUCAGGGCGUCGUCCACGUCCGCCGUCAAACGGCAUACAGUCGACUUCCUCGCACGGCUCGUGUUGCUCGAACGCGAGCCUGAAUAUCGGGGAGCUUUCAAAGCCGGCCUUCACGCGGAUCAGGACCGGAGGUUGGAGGAGUGGAUCCAGCAGCUUCCGCGUACGCUCUGGGAACUCGGCGCGGGCUCGCUGCCCACGACGGAGACGAUUCUACGCUUCCUCCUAAGGCUGUGCGAACGCAACUCACCGCUACUUCGAGACGAGGUCGUCUCGUCUCUCCGCAUGCGUCUGGUGCCGUAUUUUGUCGUCACGCACGAGACGCGGGGUAGGCUGUCCGGACCUUUCGCUAAGCUGCCGACCGCGUCACCGUUGCGCAUGCUUGCGCUUGAUGUGGCUGCUACGCUCACAGGCACAGGGCCUGGUGGGCAAGGGGUUGGGCAUGGCGACGGUGACGGUGACGGCGACGACCUCGAGGCGGCUGUGCGGGAAGCCGUACGAAGCACGGAAGUUGAGGCGUACUGGAAGUCAGUUAAGCGACGGACAUGAGGCAUUGGCGCAGUAAAGAUGUUGUAUGAAACAUUGUUGUUCCACCAGGCAUCUUGCAACCAUCUUUAUGAUGCUAGGAUUGAAUAAUACGUGUAUUGUUGUCAUUGGUUUUACUCACGCACGUUCUAGGAUGAAGGCAGC